Mesocricetus auratus (golden hamster) is the source of this 2317-nucleotide messenger RNA. RefSeq names its product D-amino acid oxidase (gene Dao). Bases 272 to 1312 code for a protein of 346 amino acids. The transcript is spliced from 11 exons. Gene Ontology annotation, molecular function: D-amino-acid oxidase activity; FAD binding. The record is from RefSeq and is a predicted model, not a curated record. NCBI's taxonomy places the organism in Eukaryota, Metazoa, Chordata, Mammalia, Rodentia, Cricetidae.
AAAAGUCAGUCAGCUCACUAGAGCCAGGGGACAUGAGGUCUCUUUGCCAGACUGAGUUCCGUCCGUCCCUGAGAGCAGCACAGUGCCCAGCCCCACCCCUUGCUCUGUGCCCCCUCCACUGCCGAAGACUUUGACCUUGUAUUCCAGUCCUAGCUGGUGGGCCGAGGGCUGAAGUCAACACUCCCCAGAAUCAGGAGUAUCCCUGCCAGAAACAGGAACGUGCAACCCCACACCGUUCUUCUCCAGGCACCUGGCACAAGUGGCUGGUGAGAUGCGUGUGGUCGUGAUUGGAGCGGGAGUCAUCGGACUGUCCACUGCCCUCUGCAUUCAUGAGCGUUUCAGCCCUGUGCAGCCACUGCACAUGAAGAUCUACGCAGACCGCUUUACCCCAUUCACCACUAGUGACGUGGCUGCGGGCUUUUGGCAGCCCUAUCUCUCAGACCCCAGGAACCCUCAGGAAGUGGAGUGGAAUCAGCAAACCUUCGACUACCUGCUGAGCCAUAUCCAUUCUCCAAAUGCUGAAAAAAUGGGCUUGUCCCUAAUCUCAGGCUACAAUCUCUUCAAAGAAGAAGUUCCGGACCCUUUCUGGAGGAACACAGUUCUGGGAUUUCGGAAGCUGACCCCCAGAGAGAUGGACAUAUUCCCUGAUUAUGGCUACGGCUGGUUCAACACAAGCCUGACUUUAGAGGGGAAGAGCUACCUGCCAUGGCUGACUGAGAGGUUGACAGAGAGGGGAGUGAAGCUCUUCCAUCGGAAGGUGGAAUCUUUUGAAGAGGUGGCAAGAGGAGGCGCGGAUGUGAUUAUCAACUGCACUGGGGUGUGGGCUGGAGCGCUGCAAGCAGACACCUCCCUGCAGCCCGGCCGGGGCCAGAUCAUUCAGGUGGAGGCCCCUUGGAUGAAGCAUUUUAUCCUCACCCAUGACCCACGCCUUGGCAUCUACAACUCCCCAUACAUCAUCCCAGGGUCCAAGACAGUUACUCUCGGAGGUGUCUUCCAGCUGGGGAACUGGAAUGAAUUAAACAGUGUCCAUGACCACAACACCAUUUGGAAGAGCUGCUGUAAACUGGAGCCCACCCUGAAGAAUGCAAGAAUCGUUGGGGAACUCACUGGCUUCCGGCCGGUCCGGCAUCAGGUUCGGCUAGAAAGAGAGCAGCUUCAUUUUGGAUCUUCGAGUGUUGAGGUCAUCCAUAACUAUGGUCAUGGAGGCUACGGGCUCACAAUUCACUGGGGUUGUGCAAUGGAGGCAGCCAACCUCUUUGGGAAAAUUCUAGAAGAAAAGAAGUUGUCCAGGAUGCCUGCAUCCCACCUCUAAGGACUCUAGUGACCAUCACUUGCCCCUUGAGGACAUCCCAGUACCCUACAGCCAAUUAAGUGAUAGUCUCCUUGCUGAUUCUUCACUCCCCGCUCCCUGGCUUCCUUGGGCAAAGGUGUGAGGUGAGGAAAUCCUGGCACUCUGCUCAUCCGUCACGGCCUGGUCCUUCCCACACAUCCUAUCUGGCUAAGCAUCUGUAGGAUGGAUCCUGGCUGGUCCUAAGCCCAUCUAUAUGAGACAGGCAGCAUCUAGGACCAUGUAGCAAUCCUGUUCUCACAACAGGAUGACUGUACUAAAGCUGGUUGUACUGGGUGGCAGGGUCUGGGCUCAGUUCCCUAAGAGGUGGUCCAGAAACUUUUGCUUAGAACUCUGAAGAGUGAUUCACAACACACUUGCUGUCUACCAGUAGUGACGGGAGGAGGGGGGACUCCUGCCCUCAGCACUCCAUUGGUCAAUACUAUUAAAACACUCUUGGGAUAUCCCAACUCUCUUCAGGGUCGAUCCUAAGACAUGUCUUUCCCUCAUUCUCACCACCACGAAGGCCAUCUCUGUGGUCUUGAGGAGACUUUAUCUAGGUUGUACCUGCAUGUGCCAGGGCAGGAGAAGAGGGGAGGGCAUAGCUCAGAGCCUUGAGCAUAGAAGGUAAGUGCUAUACCACAGAGCCAAACCCCGUGCUCUUGAGACCUGAAAUCAGAGAGAGAAGUGACCAACCUUGGUACACUGAAUAUCUUUUUUUUACGUUUGUUAAUCUACUGUGUACAUGUAUGUGGGUGGGAACAUCCACGGUCGUGAUAUGUUGGGAUCAGAGGACAACCUGUGGCAGCCUUCUCUCCUUCUACCUGUGGGUUCCAGGGAUCAAGCUCAGGGCUUCUGUCUUGGCAGCAAGCGCCUUUACCCACUGAGUCAUCUCACCAGCUUACUGAACAUAUUUUGACAUUUUCUGAAAUAGAAUCUCAUGUGGAGAGAAACAGAUGACAUUUCCACUAAUAAACAGACCUUCUGUAA